Molecule: messenger RNA, 1466 nt
Organism: Mandrillus leucophaeus (drill)
Lineage: Eukaryota; Metazoa; Chordata; Mammalia; Primates; Cercopithecidae
Gene: RPRM
Product: reprimo, TP53 dependent G2 arrest mediator candidate
Exons: 1
Coding region: 237-566 (109 amino acids)
Biological process (GO): regulation of mitotic cell cycle
Cellular component (GO): cytoplasm
Source: RefSeq, a predicted model, not a curated record
GCCGGAACGAGCACCGCCUGGGCUGGAGCGGACGGCUUUAGAAGAGCCUAGCUGCUGCGUGCGUCGGAGAGGCUUCUGGGAAACUCCCACGGCCCAGGGACUUUCGAAAGCAGAGCUAGGAGCCCUCGCAAGCGCUAGUCUGCGAGUGAGCGCUCAGCUCAGCACCUGUUCCUCCAGCGCCGCCGCUUUCCCACCCCUCGGACCCGCGCCGCUCGCGGCGCCCGCCGGCUCCUGCGAUGAAUCCGGCCCUGGGCAACCAGACCUACGUGGCGGGCCUGUUCCUGGCUAACAGCAGCGAGGCGCUGGAGCGAGCCGUGCGCUGCUGCACCCAGGCGUCCGUGGUGACCGACGACGGCUUCGCGGAGGGAGGCCCGGACGAGCGCAGCCUGUACAUAAUGCGCGUGGUGCAGAUCGCCGUUAUGUGCGUGCUCUCACUCACCGUGGUCUUCGGCAUCUUCUUCCUCGGCUGCAAUCUGCUGAUCAAGUCCGAAGGCAUGAUCAACUUCCUCGUGAAGGACCGGAGACCGUCUAAGGAGGUGGAGGCAGUGGUCGUGGGGCCCUACUGACCCGCCCUCCGCCCCCGCGGCAACCGCUCCCACGCCUGCCCACUUUGCCAGCCCGGCUGUGCCCCUCACUGUCAGAGACUGGGCGAAGCAAACCUGUCGGAGUCAAUUAUUUCUCUCGACUUCGGCCUUUCGGAAAGAAGCGACCGGUUUCUCCCUCGCCCUCUGAAAGUCCUCAUGCCUGGCAGUCGGAGGAGAGCGCCCGGACUUCUGGACUCAGCAGAAAGUGGCAAGAAGAAGGCGAUUAGGGCGCAGAACUUUGGAAGCUGCUACUUACUUGGAAUGCGGGGAGAACGACGGGGCGAAGGCCCUUCUCCACCCGCAGGUGGGCCAAGCUCUGGGGGCAAGUGGAGAGGGAGGGCAGGGGAGAGACCCAGCGGCACUGAUCGCCUUGUGACCGGAAAAGUGACCUGUUAAAAGCCACGCAGCAGACAUCAUGGGGUCUCACAAAUCCGUGUCCGGGUGUGCUCCCACUCUUCUCCUGCUCCCCACCAGCCCUGGAGGGGAGAGGCGAUAAAUACCUUUGAUUGUAACGUGCCGUUUUAAGAGGUUUUGUGUUUGUUUGCUUGAAUACAAAUAUUUGAUAAGUCUUUUUCUGCCCCAGUGGCCUGUUUGCCUGCCUGAGGGGUUAAAGUUUUGUCAUUGUGGGAGAAGGGGUGGGGGGAGGGGAGCCUGCGACUUUGAGGGGGGUGAGUUGUUUCUUUUAGUGCAUUUCCCACUGGGUCUUUUGGGAGGUGUCUAGCGUUCCUGCUGGCCCUGAUACAAAGACCCAGAAUAGAACUCGUAGCUCGUGACUGCACGGUUUACGCCACAAAAGUGCUCUUGACAUCCGUGACACCGUUUUGACUUUUUGGUUUUUUUCUUAUUUAACAUUUCCUUAAUAAAUGCAACAUUUAAGCGUUU